Molecule: messenger RNA, 574 nt
Organism: Papilio polytes (common Mormon)
Lineage: Eukaryota; Metazoa; Arthropoda; Insecta; Lepidoptera; Papilionidae
Exons: 2
Coding region: 125-439 (104 amino acids)
Biological process (GO): microtubule polymerization
Molecular function (GO): tubulin binding
Source: RefSeq, a predicted model, not a curated record
ACAGUGUCAAUAAACAAUAACAUCGACUAACAUUUUUAUAAAAAAGUUUUACAAAUUAUUCAAAAUUCCCUGUUUUACUUGUACCAUUAUUCUUAUCGUAUUCGCUCUGUUCGUCGCAUACAAAAUGGAGCCGCAGUUCGAUAAACUUAUAAAAGCUGGUAAAAAUUCCAUAGACGGUGUCGUACAAUGGAUGAAAGAUGCAAAAAUUAUAGACGGUGUAAAACUAACGGAAGAGAAAGCUCGGGACGUGUUCAAAGACGUGACGGACCCUAACAACAUUAACAUAGACACGUUCAAAGAAGGUCUCACUAAACUGGCCACACAACAGCAUAAGAACUUCGAGGAGUUUACCAAAACCCUUACUACGGAAGCUCCGAGGUUCCUAGACGCGUUACAAGCCGGCGCUAGUGCUUUUAAAAAUGCUUUAUCAGGAAAGUAAAAACACGUCGAACUAAAACAAAAUAAUUGGACACUAAGUGGGACUUAACGACCUACCGAAAUUAGAAAGUUUUAACUCAAAAUAUUACUUAUAAAAUGUUAGUCUAUGUUAAUAUACAACGAUGAGAAAACAAUU